Amblyraja radiata (thorny skate) is the source of this 2490-nucleotide messenger RNA. Its product is annotated as BTB/POZ domain-containing protein KCTD5-like. Gene Ontology annotation, cellular component: cytoplasm; Cul3-RING ubiquitin ligase complex. The record is from RefSeq and is a predicted model, not a curated record. Gene Ontology annotation, biological process: protein homooligomerization; proteasome-mediated ubiquitin-dependent protein catabolic process. The coding region runs from base 47 to 649 and encodes 200 amino acids. The transcript has 6 exons. Gene Ontology annotation, molecular function: cullin family protein binding. Lineage: Eukaryota; Metazoa; Chordata; Chondrichthyes; Rajiformes; Rajidae.
GGGGGGGGAGGAGAGGCGACGCGACGGGACGGCACGGCAGCUGAAGAUGGCGGAGGGGAAGGAGCCGAAUAACAAGUGGGUUCGGCUCAAUGUCGGCGGCACGCACUUCCUCACCACCCGGCAGACCCUGUGCCGCGAGGAGAAGUCCUUCCUCUACCGCCUGUGCCAGGAGGAGGGCGAGCUGCUGUCUGACCGGGACGAGACGGGGGCCUACCUGAUUGACCGGGAUCCCACCUAUUUUGGGCCAAUAUUGAAUUAUCUCCGACAUGGCAAACUUGUCGUCAACAAGGAACUGGCAGAGGAAGGAGUUCUAGAAGAAGCAGAGUUUUACAACAUUGCACCUCUCAUUAAAUUAGUGAAAGAGAAGAUCAAAGAGCGAGAUUGCAAACCCACGCAGAUUCCUACGAAACAUGUUUACCGAGUUCUCCAGUGUCAGGAGGAAGAGCUUACACAAAUGGUUUCUACUAUGUCUGAUGGCUGGAAAUUUGAACAGUUGAUCAGCAUUGGAUCUUCCUACAACUACGGAAAUGAAGACCAAGCAGAGUUUCUAUGCGUCGUUUCCAAGGAGCUGCACAACACCACCAACGGGAUAAGCUGUGAACCAAGUCGAAAAGCUAAGCUUUUGCAAGCAAAAGGCUCCACGAUGUGAUGAUGUGCCCAACAUGCCUUUCCUUCCCUUUUUUAAAAUACCUAAUGUGUAUCCCGGUACGGAAGAUGCGGAAUUCUACAGCAUACCACCGACACCAAAAGCCAUAACAGGAUGCACUCGAUGGGUUUCUCUGCAAUGUAAAAAAAAAAAAAAAAAAAAAAAAGAUUGUGUUUCAAAUUCUCCUCUCAGCUAAAUGCCUGAUGAAGAACAGCGGCAUACCUGGUGUUGGAGCCUUCCUUGGUAAAUGGAUUUCUUUCCGUGUUGGUUGCAGAAGCCAGGAAGAUCCUUGCAAAAAAUAAAAGGACAUCGAGGCAUUUUUCAACUGAAGCUGUGUCUAAUGCAGGCAGAAUAACCAGCUAAAAAAAAAAUUUGUUUUUAAAGGGGUUUACAGUGGUAACACUAUUUGGACCUUAUCUGCCUCUCCGGGCAAAUCCUUUGAUCCUCUGCUGUCAUUCUAAGGUUUGCAGUGCAUGUUGCAAAUGUAGACACGAUAGAGAGAGAGAGAGAGAGAGAGAGAAAAGUGACUCUUAUUGACCAGGCGCCAUUGUCAUUGUCCUCCCUGGGUUUUCUCUUUGUUUACAGUGGGUCGCAAGUCAAAGGUUUGGGUAGUUGUGGUGCUGGGGUGUGGGAGGUGGGGCGGGAAGGACAGGGAAGACUACUUGAAAAUGUUAACUUUUUAAAACAAGAAUUCCUUUGGUACAUUUUAGCUUUGGCUAAAACAAAAAAAAAAACGUAAGAUUAAUCUUUAACAAACACUUUUUUAAUGAAAACAAACCCGAGGGGGUUGAGCUCGUAAGGGUUAGGAGGUCGGGUUGGAUUAUUGAUUAUUUAUAUUUGGAAAACAUUGAUAAUAUAACAAUUAUGUGACAAAUGUUAUUGUGUUGAAAUACAUUUUUAUUCAUUGCUGCUUUGAUUUUAUUUUUUUUAAUGGGCAUUUGACAUUUUCUUGUAAAUGAAAUUUUAGGCAGUCAAAUAAUUGCUCUCUCAGAAGAUGAGAUCAGUAGCUUUAGGUUUUGUUCACUCUGUCGGGGCAUUUUAAAAAGGUGGGACAAGUCGCAUUCACCUGCUCUGCUCUGAUGGGCGACACAGUGGUGCAAGCGACAGAGCCGCUGCCACACGGGGCCGGAGACCUGGGUUCAAUCCUAGCCUCGGGUGCUGUCUGUGGGGAGUUUGCACGUUCUCCCUGUGACUGCGUGGGUUUCUUCCGGGCGCUCUGGCUUCCACCCACGUCCCAAAGGCAUGCGGGUUUGUAGGUUAAUUGGCCUCUGUCGGAAAUUGAAUAUAGAGUUAAUGCGGAAAGUGGGAUAACGGAACUAGUGCGAUCGGGAGAUCAAUAGUUGGUGUAGACUCGGUGGCUCAAGGGGCUUUUUUUUUAAACUAUGCACAGCUGAGAGGUUUAGGAUACCCUGUGAGAGGACUGAUGUUGAGUGCAAUUAAAAGAAGAAACACUAUGUGUUGGAAGGAAUUGCAAAUGCUGGUUUACACCAAAGAUAGACACAAAAUGCUGGAGUAACUCAGUGGGACAGGCAGCAUCUCUAAAUAGAAGGAAUGGGUGACUUUUUGGGUCAGGAUGCUACUUCAGGCUGAAGAAGGGUCCAGACCCAAAACCUCACCCAUUCCUUCUAUCCAGAGAUGCUGCCUGUCCCGGUGAGUUACUCCAGCGUUUUGUGUCUAACACUGUAUAUGUCCUGUUGUGAGAGUAGAUGGUUGAAUUGGAAAGGCUGGUCAGCAUUUGAUCUAAAGGCCCGGUUAAUGUUUUGGGUGUUGAUAUUGCUAUUGGCUCGAUUCCUGAAGAUACCACCUCGCCCAGUCAAACCACCCUUUCUGGUUCCAAUUUUUUU